CCUUUUCCAAAGUGUCGAGCGGUCAUCUCAUGUUGUUGUGGUCACCUUGUGUGGAAGAGUUUGGGGGCCGGACUUUAGCGCAGUGAUGGUCUCUCUGCGUGAUUGGUCUGUUUUGGACUGAGGGGGGCAUGCAUUGAGGAAUGUGUUGGCCAUCCUGGAGGGGAGAGUGAUUGGGAAUCACGUGGACUUGACCGAAACUGUGAGAGAGGGGGUCGACCAUGAGAAGCAUCAGUCCAGAGCAGUGACCGAUCCACUGAGGGAUCACCUGGAGAACCGAGAUUAACGCAAACAACCUCAGGAGAAAGGCACAGAGGGGAACCCAUGGCAGAGGGAGGGUGUACAAAAACAGAGGAGGAGGAGGGGCAGGCCCCCGAGGAAGACCCUCAGUCGUACCAUGGCGUGGGUGUGUGCAAGUGGUUCAAUGUUCGGAUGGGUUUUGGAUUCCUGUCCAUGACCACACGAGAUGGUGUGCCUUUAGAAACCCCAGUCGACGUGUUUGUCCAUCAGAGUAAACUGCACAUGGAGGGUUUCCGCAGUCUAAAGGAGGGCGAGGCUGUUGAGUUCACAUUCAAGAAGUCCUCCAAGGGUCUGGAGUCUCUGCGGGUGACGGGUCCUGCAGGAGCUCACUGUGUGGGCAGUGACAGGAGACCCAAAGGCAAGAGCGUCCAGAAACGCCGGGCCAAAGGAGACAGGUGUUAUAAUUGUGGUGGUCUGGACCAUCAUGCCAAAGAAUGUAAGCUGCCUCCCCAACCCAAAAGAUGCCAUUUCUGCCAAAGCGUCGCACACAUGAUUGCCAACUGCCCCGCCAAAGCCCAGCAGUCGUCACAGGGCUCUCAGGGAACGUCUGCAGGUCUCACGGGGGAGAAAGCAGAGCACAGUCAUUCCCCUCCGCCCACCGACUGAGAAAACCAAUCAUAUCACUAUACUGGAAAAACAAACGCAUAAUGCUGCUGUUGGAACUUCCUCAGGUCUAUGAGAAGAACGUCACUUUUUUAAUGGUCUAACACUCAGGAAUAGAGCUGCUCUCAGGAAUUUCAGUAAAGUGUUUGGUGUAUUACUGCAGUAGUUAUCUCAUAUCUCAUUAAGUGAUUUUUCUCUUCCUCGUCUAGAGUUGGCGAAAGGUAUAAACUCAAAACAAACGUCUUAUUCUUACAGAUGAUUAACUGAGUGUUUCUUGUACUUCUUGAUGCUUUUAUGAAAAUGUUUUGGUGGUGGGUUUGAACUGGGGAUUUGGCAAUUGCCAGUUUUGCAAUAGACUGUCCUGAUCACCAGGGACCAAAUGAAUGUUAAAACCGCUGGCUUGGCUCUCUUAACCAGCGGCUCUUUUUACACGUGUCCAAAUCUGUCACUAGUGAUCUGAACAAAAACACGCUCGAUUAGACAUGAAAGUAAAUAAUCAAUCACACUUUUAUCUCUAAACUCAAGUCAACCGAUAUUUGCUGUCUUGUCUUAAAUGCUGCUGAUCUGUAUGUCUGCUAGCGAUAUAUUUUGUUAUUUGUCUUUGGAGAGAAACAGAGAGAAAAAAGUUGUUCAUCUGAACAAAUGUUGCCCGUUCCUGCGUUGAUGGUGAAGACAUUGGCUCCGUUCUCCAGCUGCCUGUAUUGUUUUGGAAUGUAUUUAACAGCCUUUUACUCCCAUUUUACAGGAGGAGCUGAAAGACUUUAAAGCAUAUUUAAUAUAUAUAUAGAUAUUCUGUUUAUGUAAACCUAUUAUUAGCCUUACUCAUAGUAUUUAUUUAUAGCAACAUGCUCUGCAUCUUCUCCACAAUGUAAAAGAGACUCCGGCUCCUACCUCAAGUUUCUCAGUAUAAUUUCCAAAAUACCUCAACCAUCAUCUCAUGUGCCACGAAUCGGCAGAUAUUGAUGAGCUUUUAUUUGUGUAUGGUUGUUUUAUUGCACUGAUUUCUUGCUCUGUGCAUUUUAUUUUGUUAUAUCGUGGAGCAUUGUGAUAUCUUUGUCUGUGUUGAAGACGGCACUGUAAUCGGCCUCAUCUGACAGAUUUAUGUUUUAUUCUUUAGUCGCUAUUUAACCUAUAAAUGCCUUUCACUUUAGCAGUGUUGAAUCAUGACUCUGAACUCAGGGAGCGUAUCAAGCAGUGUGAGGUAGACAUGAUUUUACAUUAAGUGAUAAGAAUUAUUUUAUUAUAGUUCCAUGUACCAUCAUAAUUAUUGUAAUUAUUAACUUUCUGAGAUUUGUGGAUCAAACAGGAAUGUAUAUCCGGUAACACUUUAUUUUACGGUGUCCUUGUUACACAUUACAUGAAGUUACUAUAGUAAUAACUAUAAAUUAUGCAUAAUUACAUGCACAAGUACACACAGUUAACUAAUAUUUCUCAGUACUCAAAUGUAUAAUUACACUGUAACAAGGACACCUUAAAAUAAAGUGUAACUGUAUACCCUAACUAUGCUGUGGUUGCCUCCUACAUAAACUGGAAACAUUGCCAUUAUCUAAUCCAUUCCUUUAUGCAAUUAUGUUUGAGUUCUUGUUUUUGGCAUAUUUAAUAAAAGAAUGUAUCAUACAAAGUUUUGCACCAUUUAGCUGUGUUUUUGACUA
Molecule: messenger RNA, 2552 nt
Organism: Ctenopharyngodon idella (grass carp)
Lineage: Eukaryota; Metazoa; Chordata; Actinopteri; Cypriniformes; Xenocyprididae
Gene: lin28aa
Product: lin-28 homolog Aa
Exons: 4
Coding region: 322-903 (193 amino acids)
Molecular function (GO): nucleic acid binding; zinc ion binding
Source: RefSeq, a predicted model, not a curated record